AUGCCAGCUGCGGCGUCUGGUCAACAGCAGCUGCUAUCGCAGGCGAGCCCGCCCACAGAUGGCUCGGGGGAUGAUGAGGACAUCUACGGGGAAGAUGACGCACAGUCGCUCAUUGAGCCGGCCAUGAGCCCUGUGGUGACGCGCCUCACAUCACCCAAGACACCAGCCGCCGAGAAGAUGGCUGUUAUGGACAGAAUUGCCGAAGGAUACUUUGAGCGCGCGGAUGGAGACAGAGAAGACGAGUCCUCAGGCGAGGACACGCCCAUCCCGACAGGAUCUAGGAUCCCUCCUGCGACCUCGAUACCGCCUCCUCAACCUCAGUCGCUCGAGAAGCUGCCCACGCCGUGGAGGACUGGUCCUAAGGAGAUCGUCGUGACGUCUUCCGACACACCCAACUCCAGGCCAGCCCUGGGGAGCGCGCUGGCGGCUGCACGGCACCGGCGCUCAGCAUCUGGUGGCUCAGAUGCCUUUAGGCGUUUCUCCAAGGCCCUCCCUUCCUUAUCCCUGCCAUCGCUACCAAACAGACUCACGGUGCCGGCCUUUUUCUCGUCCCUGACCACAACCUCGCAGUCCGAGUCCAAGGAUCUGCGAUCCCUCGCCCUCAGGAGGUCAACCUCGGACGAGUCGAUCCUCUACCACUCACUCUCGCGCAUGUCGAGUUUUGGGGAUGACCAGCGGUUCACGCACAUCCGAGAGCAGGUCAACUCCAGGUUCAAGGCCAUCGUGGACUCCUUUGACCCACCUUCCUUCAAGCUGCCCAGCAUGCCGAAUACCCUCAACCUGCGCUCGCCCCUGAAGAAGGGGGAAUUCUCGGUGGAAGAGCUGAGCUUCGACCCGAGCAACAGGUCGGCCCCGGCGAGGGCGAUCAGAGGCCCCAAGGACCCCUUGGACUGCGCCCUGGAGUCUCUGACGGGGGAUCUGGUCAUCAUGGGCGGAUACAGGGGUUCUGUUCUUCGUUCAGCGGAACCGCCUCACAGACAGCUGUGGGUGCCGAUCAAGGUGGGACUGAAAGUCAGGAAGGUGAAUCUGGAAGUUGGUCUGGACCCGGAGGAUGAGGAGAGGAUGGAGGAGACCAUCAUCCCGUCUGGGAUGCUCAAGAACAUUGGCCCUGUCGACAUAUCGAAACGGCUCUUCAAGCGGCUGCGCGAGUGCGAGAACGUCAGGACCGGAAAGCUCAGGAUUCACGACUACGGCUAUGACUGGCGGCUGAGCCCACACCGCCUCUCCCAGAAGCUGGUCGAUUUCAUGCGCAGCCUGCCUUCCAACCGUGGAGACAAGCCCAGCGGCGCCUUCGUCAUCGCUCACUCCCUGGGCGGCAUCAUCACCCGCCACGCCGUGAACCGCGCACCCGAGCUGUUCUCAGGCGUCGUUUACGCUGGGUCACCGCAGCGGUGCAUCAAUAUCCUAGGGCCCCUGCGCAACGGAGACGCUGUGCUCCUGAACGAAAAGGUCCUCACGGCCCAUGUCAACUUCUCGCUGCGGACCACCUUUGUCUUUUUGCCCGAGGACGGGUUUUGUUUCGUGGACAGGACGACGGGCGAGGAGUACAACAUCGACUUCUACAACCCGGACGACUGGGUCAAGUAUAGGCUGUGCCCUAGCGUAGGCGGCCCUGCCCUGCCUCCCUUCUCCGCCAAGCGCACCAGCGCCCUAGGCUCCUUCCUCAGCCUGUCCGACUCCCUCUCCCUCUCUCGCGGCCGCAGCAGCAGCGACCCUCUGUUCCGAAGAACCAAUCCCUCGCCCCCACGCAAGCUAGUCAAGGACCGAACCCUCGCGCCCCAGAUUGACUCGUCAUCGUCCGAUAACCACGAGCACCAGCAGCCCAUCACCCGCACCGCAUCCCCACCAAAGCAACAGCACAGCACCAGCACCAGCACCAGCACCGACCAGGCCCGCAACCUGGCCUACCUAACACGCACCCUCGCCGAGACUAAACGCUUCCGCGCCGAGCUGCAGCACAACCCCGCCCACCAGUCCGCCAACGUCUACCCACCGAUCGCCGUCAUCUACGGCAAAGAGAUCCCCACCGUCUAUGCGACCCGAGUCCCCUGCCGUGAAGCCAUCCCCUGCGCCGAUGUAUACGACGACCUUGUCUUUGGCUCCGGUGACGGCGUCGUUCUCAGCCGGGCCGCUAUGCCGCCCGCUGGGUACCAGAUUGUGCGAGGAGGUCGGGUGAGCACGGACAAGGGGCAUAUCUCGCUCCUGGGAGAUUUGAAUGCCGUGGGAAGGGCGGUGGAGAGUGUGUUGAGGGGAAGGGCGAAGGGGAUUGGGAUGGGGCCGAUAGGAGGUCGUGAGGGUGGUGGGGAGACUUGA
Cryphonectria parasitica EP155 is the source of this 2313-nucleotide messenger RNA. RefSeq lists its product as uncharacterized. NCBI's taxonomy places the organism in Eukaryota, Fungi, Ascomycota, Sordariomycetes, Diaporthales, Cryphonectriaceae. Gene Ontology annotation, molecular function: triacylglycerol lipase activity. The coding region runs from base 1 to 2313 and encodes 770 amino acids. The record is from RefSeq and is a predicted model, not a curated record. The transcript is spliced from 2 exons.